AUGUCGCAAGUCUCCGAGGGUGAGAUAUGCCAGGCGGUCCUGGGAUUCGUCACUGAAGGAGUCUACCCUGAGGAGAAGGUGGUGGCUGCCAAGUUUCCGGCCGCAGCUCUGUCGAAGGAGUUGGAGUUAAUCUCACAGGCCCGAGAGCAAAUAGAGAAUGAGAUCAGCUCCCUCAGCCGCGAGAACACCUUCGAUGCCGACGAUUGGAUCAUCCAAGCAAAGCAGCUGCACGCGGACAUCGAGCGCUCGAGAGUCACCGCGCGAGAAGUAGUCUACCAGCAUGAACAAACUAAACCGCUCCGAGCCAAAGUGGAGGACGCCAGCGCGAAAGUGACUUUGAUUGAGACGGAGAUCGCCUUCAACCAAGCUGUGACAGAGACGCUGGAGGAGGUGCAGCGACUAUGCCAGCAAUUGGAGUCUGGACGUGCUAUUUUGGGGGCUGGUCAGAUCGCCGCCGCCAUUGAACAGCUGGAGUCUACCAAGGCAGCCAUCCAAACCGAUGCCCCAUUUUCGAACACCAACGUGAUGAGCAUACUUUCGGGGGAGGUAGCGCGACUACAGGAUGAGAUUGAGGAGGCAUUACAUCUUCGCUGGAGCGAACAGGUGAAGAUUGAUCGCUCAAAGGGCGAGUUCCGCAUUGUUGAUGACAAAACUUCUCUCGAGGAGACCAUUUCGUCGCUCUCACAACUGGGCAUUUUCUCAUCUGCCAGCGAGAAAUUCCAGAAUGACCUUACAACGACAAUCAUCGACCCUAUCCUGCUGCCUCGAGCAGAUGGCAGUAGUCGUGCUGUCGAUGUGACAGAAACAGGCAUUCUUAUUGAAUCUGCGUUUUCCAAGACGACUGUUAGAGAAACGUUCAACCGCAUUACGAAUGUCCUGAACUACUUGAGGCAAAAUGUUCCAUCUUCAAUGUCGGCUACUCUUCCUCAAGUCUUGAUUCCUGCUGUCGCUUCGAAGGCCAUAUCAGGAUGGUUGUCUUCCGCCAUUCCAACAACCUUGGAUGGUCUGGAAGACUUCGAAAACACAUUAGAAUGUGUUCUGGAAUUCACCAAGACAAUUCAGUCCUGGGAGUGGAGUGGCCAGGAAGAGCUAGUUUCUUGGGUAAAUCAAGCCCCUCGACUGUGGUUGACUCGACGCCGAGUUGAUUCGCUUGAUAGUGUGCGAAAAGCAAUCGCUGCUAGCAAGGGUACUACUAAGCAAGUGGAGAGAAUCGAAAAGGAGAAGGUUUCUCAGGCAGAUGAGGCUCUUCUAGAGAAUGCCACAAUCGAUGAUUGGGAUGCAAACUGGGAUGACGACCAGGAAGAAGCUCCUCCAGCCUUGGCGACUGCCCAGGUUGAAGAGGAUGAAGAGGAUGUCAGUGCAUGGGGCCUUGACGAGGAAGAUAACGAGACACCCGCCAAGCCAGAAGUGGCUGAUGUGCCUGAAGAUGACGAAGCGGACGAUGCUUGGGGAUGGGGUGAUGAUGACGAAGAGGAGAAGGGCGAUGAGAACAAAAAGCCUCCAAUUAUCACAGAAAAGAAGCCCACCAGUGGAGAAAAACCCAACCAGUCCUCGCAUCCUAAAGAAGUUGUUCUUAGAGAAGUUUACACGGUCACCGAUAUUCCAGACUCUAUCCUCGACAUCAUACUUCAGCAGAUCUUCGAUUCCAAAGAUAUUGCCCAGCCUGCGCAUUCUAAAUCUCGUGUGGCUUCCUCUGGCGCUGGUCUGCUUGCACUGCCUACUUUGGUCCUGGCCAUGUUUAAGGCCACCUCGUCGUCCUUUUACUCGCUGAAGCUCAACUCAGGGCAAAUGUAUCUUUACAACGACAGUCUGUAUCUCGCUGGCCGUGUUAGAGAGCUUAUAACUGAGCACGAGCUUUCCAGACUCAGCCCCGAUGUUGAGGCUUUGGAGAAGUUUGGGAAAAUUGCUUACAGCAAGGAGAUGCAAACCCAAAGCACAAUUGUCAGCGACUUACUCGAUGGCACCCAAGGGUUUGGACAAUGCUCUGAACAACCCUACAAAUCAGAGUGUGAAAAUGCUGUGAGUGCGACAGCUGACCGAAUUCGCGACGUCUACAAGGAAUGGCAACCCAUCCUAUCGCAUUCCGCACUGCUCCAGUCUAUUGGAUCUCUCCUGUCCACAGUGAUCGGUAAGAUUAUCAUGGAUGUUGAGGAUCUUGGUGACAUCUCCGAAGACCAGUCCAAACAAUUGGUCUCGUUCUGCAACCAGAUCUCCCAAUUGGAGGACCUGUUUUUGCCUGAACCUGCCGCUGAUUCCGAAGCCGUUCCUGUCACGGCUGUUUAUGUUCCAAACUGGCUUCGAUUCCAAUACCUUAUCAAUAUUUUAGAGAGUUCGUUGGCAGACAUCAAGUUCUUGUGGGUAGAAGGCGAACUGGGCCUAGAAUUCUCCAUGGACGAGACAUCAUCUGCCGUUGAGGCUACGCAGAGACAGGUUCGUGUUCAACUUACCAGCAAGCAAGAAGAUAUUGCUCUGCCUGAAAGCACCGGUCCCAUUCUCGUUCCCACCGGCCUGCGACGUUAUGCGCUGUCAACAUUGGUGAACAACCUUCUGUCAAGCGAGAAACCGAUCCCGUUCGAAUUUUUGAUCAACGGUAAAUUCCUACGGACCUCGAUUGAUGAGUACCUGACUGCCAAUGGCAUCUCCUCCGAGACUACCCUGGAGAUUGAAUAUGUUCGCGCUUUGAUUCCCCCACUGCACAUUGCCUCUUUCGAGCAUGACGACUGGGUUAGCGCUACCGACGUGCUCUCCGAAGCCUCACCUGCUGCAUCUUGGGCGUCGGGCGCCAAGUUCUCCAAGGGCCAGGAAAGAAUUUUGUCUGGAAGUUACGACGGUUUGCUCCGGAUAUGGAAUAUGUCAUCUGAGAUUAUUGCGACCUCGCUUGGCCCAACCGACGGCGGACACACUGCAUCCAUCAAGGCCGCUAAAUUCGUGUCACCAAACCAGAUUGCCUCGGCGGGUCUCGACCGUACAGUGAGAUUGUGGAAGUACACCGAAGAUGCGAACGAUUUCGCUGGAAAAAUCACUCCUCAGCUGGAGCUAUACGGCCACAAGUCUGGCAUCGAGUCACUGGCUGUGCACGGCUCGUCCAACCGCCUUCUGACCGGUUCCUCGGAUCACACUGUUGGUUUCUGGUCUACCAAGAAGGCCGACGCUCCCGCCGCCCCCGAAAGUCUGCUCCCAUCCAGCAGUGCCCGUAAUUCCAAGCGUCGCAAGCUCAACGCGACCAUCUCCGUUAGCACUCCGCAGCGCGGAGCUCUGGCUCUUAUGUCCGGCCACACAGGACCUGUGUCCGCAGCUAUCUUUGACGCAAAGGACUCUACCGUUGGAUAUUCCGCUUCCUGGGACCACUCCGUUCGCACCUGGGAUUUGGUCACUGCUGCUUUGGUCGACACUCGCACCACCUCCCACUCGCUUCUUUCCCUCGAGCAUCUUCCCGAGCACAACUUGCUGGCCGCCGGAACCUCUGCCCGCCAUAUCGCCCUGAUUGAUCCUCGUGCCUCUGCCGCCACCGUCGCCGCGAUGACUCUGCGCGGUCACACUAAUGCUGUCGUGAGCUUGGCUCGCGACCCGCACAGUACAUACGGUCUUAUCAGUGGUAGCCACGACGGUACAUGUCGAAUUUGGGAUAUCCGGUCAACCAAGACCGAUAAGGAUGGUGUUGUUGGUGAGAGCGUGUACUCGAUUACUCGCAAGAGCCUCGAGGAGGAGGGCAAGGCUGAGAGCAAGCGUGUUGGUGGUGAAGGUGUCAAGGUAUUCAGUGUCUGCUGGGACCCUACGGUGGGCAUCGUGAGCGCGGGUGAGGAUAAACGGAUCCAGAUCAACCGCGGCGAGGGUGUUCUGUCUUCAAAGUAG
Messenger RNA from Penicillium odoratum, 3852 nucleotides. RefSeq names its product WD repeat WDR12/YTM1 family ribosome biogenesis protein. The record is from RefSeq and is a predicted model, not a curated record. Gene Ontology annotation, cellular component: RZZ complex. Gene Ontology annotation, molecular function: protein binding. The coding region runs from base 1 to 3852 and encodes 1283 amino acids. NCBI's taxonomy places the organism in Eukaryota, Fungi, Ascomycota, Eurotiomycetes, Eurotiales, Aspergillaceae. The transcript has 5 exons. Gene Ontology annotation, biological process: mitotic spindle assembly checkpoint signaling; ribosome biogenesis; endoplasmic reticulum to Golgi vesicle-mediated transport.